AUUUCAUUUCGUUCACUCAGUCAGUUUCGAUAAGCGCCUCGAAGCGGUUGUGUUUGUCGCGCGCUAUUCCGAAUCGAUCCUCCCGCGUAAAUAUUGCUAUGAAUUCGAAAAUUAAAACAGUGCUCUAAUUAAAAACUAAUGGUGUGAAAAUACGUUGAAUUGUGAUUCAGUUUGUAUGUGACCCGAGUGGUUAUUGUGUGUAGAAUUCUGAAUACGAAUGUGGUGUUGUGUACCUAUGUAGGUAAAACAAGUUUGGUUUUUCUGUGCCAUCUCAACUUGGAUUUUUUUGGCCCGCUCGCUGUUUUUGUGAUGGCGUAGCGCGAUGGAGGCGGAGUGCGCGGAGGCGGGCGCGGAGGGCUGGCUGCUGGUGCGGGUGCACGUGCCCGAGCUCAACGUGCAGAAGAGCCUGCAGUUCCCCAAGGACCAGCUGGUGUGGGACGUCAAGCAGCAAUGCCUCGCCGCCUUGCCUAAGGUGGCCACUUGGUACAGGGAGCUGAAAGAGAGCUUCAACUAUGGGCUGUUCUGUCCGCCCGUCAACGGCAAGGCCGGGAAGUUUCUGGACGAGGAGCGGCGCCUCGGGGACUACCCCUUCAAUGGACCAGUCGGGUAUCUUGAGCUAAAGUACAAGCGGCGCGUAUACAAGAUGCUGAAGCUGGACGAGAAGGCUCUGAAGGCUCUGCACUCGCGCGCGAACCUGCGGCGCUUCCUCGAGCAGGUGGCGCACGGGCAGGUGGACAAGCUCACCAAGGCGUGCGCCAAGGGGCUCGACCCCAACUUCCAUUGUCAGGAGACCGGCGAGACUCCUCUCACCAUAGCCGCUGGCUUGAAGAACCCAGCGAAGGUGCUAAUAGCUUUAGUAAACGGUGGCGCCCUCUUAGACUACCGAACAAAAGACGGUAGCACCGCCAUCCACCGAGCUAUAGAAAAGAACUCUCUAGAAGCCGUCAAAACUCUUCUAGAGCUCGGCGCGUCGCCUAAUUACAAAGACGGGAAGGGUCUGACGCCGUUGUAUAUGUCUGUGACGAAUAAAACAGACCCUCUGCUGUGUGAGACCUUGCUGCAUGAUCAUGCGACUAUUGGAGCUACUGACUUGCAAGGAUGGCAGGAGGUGCAUCAGGCGUGUCGCAACGGUUUAGUCCAGCACCUGGACCACCUCUUGUUCUACGGCGCCGACAUGAACAGCCGCAACGCGUCGGGCAACACGCCGCUGCACGUGUGCGCCGUCAACGCGCAGGACUCGUGCGCGAGGCAGUUAUUGUUCCGAGGAUGCGACAAGGAGGCGCUCAACUUUGCUAAUCAGACUCCUUACCAGGUGGCAGUGAUAGCGGGAAACCUAGAGCUAGCGGAGGUCAUAAAGAAUUACAAGUCUGAUGAAGUCGUGCCUUUCCGCGGCCCGCCGAGGUACAACCCCAAGCGACGGUCAGCGGCGUGGGGCGGCUGGUGGGCGGCGGGCGACCGGUCCUCCCUGGCCUCCUCCACUCGCAUCCCGGCCGAGCUGGACGCGCUCCUCCGUCGCAGUGGCCCCGCCGCCUCCCCGUGCAGCCUCGAGAGACCCUUCUCCUCAGCCUCCUCCAGCAUCAGCGACGCCAGUCAUCCCAGCCAUGAGGACGACGCUAGCAUACUCACAGACGGGCCGCCCAUGUUGACAGAGAAGUCCGGCGGCGACACUAGCGACAUCAUCUCAGACUCGAGCGGCGUGGGCACCAGCAACAGCGACACCACCACCUGCUCGCUGCAGCCCACGGGAGCUGCCGUCGUGUGUCUGCAGCCUUAUGAGCCUACAGCACCCGGGCACCUCAGGCUUAAUCAAGGAGAUAUUAUUGAAGUGACGGGCGCGACGGACGACGGGCUCCUAGAGGGGACGGUGCGGGGCGGGGCGGCGGGGCUGUUCCCCGCGCAGUGCGUGCAGGAGCUGCGCCGCGGACAGAACACGCAUCUACACCAGGUGUUAUCGUCAGGCCCUAUCCACCAUUCAAGGGUCACCGGAAGAAGAGAGAUGGCGUUGAGUAAAACAUAUAGCGCCACUGCACCUAGGAUAAAGAAAACUUACGGCAACAUAGAGACCCGCACAGUGGUGCUACACCGCGCGCGCCGCGGCUUCGGCUUCGUCCUGCGAGGGGCAAAGGCUCUGUCUCCGCUGAUGCAGUUGAGGCCCUCGGAGCGCUGCCCCGCCUUGCAGUACCUCGAUGAUGUGGAUGCGGGCGGCGUGGCCGAUAGAGCUGGCCUGCGCAAGGGCGACUUUCUGUUGCAAAUAAAUGGCGAGGACGUGUCAGCGGCGUCCCACGAGCAAGUUGUGGAGAUGAUCCGCAACUCCGGCGCACUUGUGUCGAUGACUGUAGUUUCGCUGCAACACAUCAUCGGCAACGGUAACGUUGGCGACACUAACACUUGCUCGGUGGCGAGCAGCAAGUCGCACAACCAACUGUCCAGCUCGGGCCGCCCCUACGCCGCCACGCUGCCGAGGAAAACUGCUGGAGGUCGCAGCCCCGCGCCGGCGCCGCCGCGGCGGGACCCGCGCACCACGCUCAGCGUGGGCCGCGCCCGGGCCAAGUCCAUGGUUGCUGGGCUAGAAAACGGUGGCGAGAAAGAAGAGAGUUGUGAGCCGCUGAGCGUCGCCGGCAAGUCCUCCUCGGCCGAGUCCGUGCAGCUCCACGCCGGGGGCAGUAAUAACGGCACCCCCUCAUCCGGCACCCCGGUAGCCCCGCGCACGGCGUCCAUCCGCCAGCGCCCCGCGUCCUCGCGCAUCACCGCCGCCGAGCUGGAGCAGCUGUUCCAGCGCCAGGCUGUAGCCGCCGCCAUCCCGGGCAACAGCGCGAUGAUGAUCCGGUCGGCGUUCCAGGGCGGGUCCACGUCGCCGCCCAGCUCGCCCGCCCGCCCCGGCCGCGUCUACGCCUCGGUCGCUGAGAUGAAGAGGUCUCGGGGGAAGUUCUGGAGCAAGAGCGCAUCGACUCUCCGCCGAGACUUCCACUCCACCCCGGACCUGGCCAAUGAACUGACGCUGCAGCCCGCGCGCACGCGAUCCAGCGAGGACGUGCACGGAGGCCGCGUGCCGCCGCCCGCCCACCCGCCGCCGCCGCCCCCGGACGCGGCACCGCCCUCCAGCUUCCGCCCCUCGGACCAGGCCAAGCUGUACGCCUCGCCCAGGGACCUCGACACUGUUGCGUACAGGCCUAAUGUCACUGCGCAGAAACUACAGGUGCGCAAAUCCGCGUCUCUCCGCUCGUGGGCGGGCCCGACGCGGCCGCAGUCCGCGGACGAACCCGCCAACCAGUACGCACAGCCAUACAACAACAAGGGCUUCACUAGACAGAACUCGACGCCAGCGCCCCCUAUCCCAGAGCCGGACUACAGCAUGUCGGAGUCGGAGGGCGAGGCGGAGGGGGGCGCCAAGCCCGAGCCGCCCCCGGCCGAGACUAGCGCUAACAGCAACGCCAGCGGCAGCAGCUCCGGGUCCGGCUCCAUGCAACACUCGUUCUCCGUGGACGAGAUCCAGAAGAUCCGCACCCGCCUCAAGUCGUCCAAGUCUUGCGGGGACGAACUGGCGGAGCGCGACGACGGCGACAACUCGUCGUCGGGCGUGUCGUCCGACCAGGAGGCGCAGGCGCGGCCGCCGCACAAGCGCGACAAGGUCUCCUUCUGCGCAUCCGUCACCGUCAAAUCCUCCAACGACGUCAUCAGCACCGAGCCCGUGCACAGUUCAUCCGAAAGCAUCGCGACUCCCCCGCCUCCGAUGCAGCGACAUAAUUCCCUAACCCGUAAGCGGGCUACUGCGGCUUUGCUCCGCGGGUCGAUAGGGCGAGGUAAGUCGGCGGCGGAGAGGUUAGGGGUUGACCCGGAGAAGGCUCCGGGGCGGCGCGGCAAGGCGGCCGUGUCGCUGGCGGAGCUGCCGCCGCCGCCCGAGGAGCCGGCGGGCGCGCCCGACGCCGUGCCCGUGCUGGCGCCGCCGCCGCAGUUCAGCGACCGCGUCCGCGUCGUCGCCGCGCUGCCCAAGACGCUCGCGCAUCUGCAGUAGACGUCGCCAAUGAAAGAAUGUGGCUACAUGGAUCACGACAAAGAAGGAAUAAGGGCUUUGGUACAAGUGGGUAAUUGUGUAACAUUGUGUUGUAUCAAUAGUUUCUGUUUUUAUAGCAAUCAAUUUUGUCUUCGUAUGUACCUAACUGAUUUUCUUUUCCUGAUAAUGUUACUUUUUAAAUACUUUGCCAUCUGUACCAAAACUCUCGUCGCGGUAAAUCUGGAUUUUGAUGCUCAAAAUCGUAUGUAUAUUUAUCGUCCGUACAGGUCCCGAGAGCAAUACCUAGACGUGUUACAGUAAAAUAGUGUUUCCACUCUCGAGUGUACAGUUGCAGGCCUUAGCGUUUUAGAACUGAUGACUUAGUACUUAUACCUCUCUUAGAAGACAUAGGUACCUACAAAUUAAGCUCACAUUGAGUCUAGUGCCAAAUACAGUUACUAUUUAUCUUGGUCUUUGUAUUCAUGUCGUAUUAUUCACGGAUUCUUAUUGUAAAAUGCACUGAGUAAUAAGAAUAUUUGUGAGCUACAUUUGAUAGGUGUUGUUCUUAUGAACUAUAGGUAGAUGUAAUAUAAAUCUUCAAAUUGUAACAUUAACAUCAUUCUAUGAGAAGACAUUCGAUCAUUCCAACGCACGUUUCUUUGCAACAGAAAAACGAAAUCGUAUUUUUUGUAAGCGAACGACUAAAUGAAACCAAAGAUUUAUAGUAUUUAUUGUUGAGGAAUUAACUUUGAUAUAGUUGAAACUAAUUUUUAUACAUUCCCUUAUAAAAUAAUAUUAAUUAUAUUAUGCAUCGACGUAACUAAUUGGAUUGUUAAUAUUCGAUAACUGAUCAAUUGAUCAUUAUUAUAAUCUAUUCUUCACUAUUCUCCAAUGUGUCAAAUUAUAAAAUGAAUUUCUUUAGUUUAUAAAUUAUGUCUACUCUUAGCUAUUUAUUUAAUAUUGUAUAACCUAAUUAUUUUUGAAUGAUUUCCACCCUUUUAACGCAAUCAAGUGCCAUCAUGUAUCAUUUAAAUUAAUAUUUUUAUACAUUAACCUGUAAAUAUAUUUCACAAAUUAUAUCUUAAAGUUUAAAAGAGUGGACUGUACCCAUACAUGUAUUUACAAAUUAUAUAUCCGGCCAUCAAAGUAUAUGUCAAAUAUUUACGAAUAUUGUAACCGUUAUAAAUAAUAUUUAUACAAAUUAUAAUCUUUUUAUCAUUAUAUCAGCACAGAUAAGUUUAUGAAGUUAUUGCUUUAAUUCGUCCAGUAUUAUUCUUAUGAUAUAAUCCACUCUUUUGACUAAAUAUAAACUUUAUUUAAAUAGAUAAUAGCGUCCAGAGGAAUAGUAAAUCCCUGGGCUUGAAUUUAACGAAGCCUCAUCAAUUGAAUGCAAUACUUAUAAGAAAAUCCGAUAGAUGAAUUUAUAACAAAAUGUAUGUAUUUGUUAAAAGAUCUUUAAUAUUGUUCUUGCCAAAUAUUUACCAACGGAACAUUACCAUGCAAGACAAGGUUUGUAGAAUAAUUUCAUCCCCCUUAUUGCCAAUUAGCUAGAACAAGCUUGAUGAUUUGAAAGAGUACUUGAGGGAAUAUUUUAUAUGUCUUAUGAUAUUAUGAACUACUGUAAAAUAAUGUAGCUCUGGCCGUACUGUCAGUGAAUAAUUAAUUCAUCUGUUGGUAUAAUAAGUUCAAACUAUCAUUGUCACCCGUUCCAUUGAAUUGUAAAUUUUAUAAUAAUCAAGCUUCAUCAGCUCAUCGAUCAUUUUCACGUAGAUUUAAUUAAAACGCGUACUAAAUUAUACGAAACUGUGUAACACCAACAUUAGCGUUUCAUUAUAUUUCAAUUGUUUCUAACUUAUGAACAUUUGUAAAUGUAUAGGUCAUUAUUUUGCUGCAAUUUUAACGCCUAUGUUAUCUACGCCUAUACCUAAGACUUGAGAAGUUGCAGGAAAAUAAAUCCUAUUAUGCAUAGAAUAAGGUUCUUUUGUAACCCAUUGAAAAGCUUUCCUAGGUUAGGUUAGGAACGAACACUGCCUAGCGGUCAUUUUAUAACAGCCUAAUUUUGUAGACUAUUUGAACCUUACGAUUUUAAGUAUAAACUGAAAAGUUAACAAUAGAAUGUGAUGAUAUAUUUGGUGACUACUGCUACUGCUACACUAAUUUACUUAUGAUAGAAUAGAGGGAAAUCAAACUAUCUAUCCAAAAAGUACUGUCAGUUAAUCCAUAUUACAAAGCCCUAGUGUAGCAAGUCAGGCUUCUUUGUAUUUUUACCAUUGUUUCAUGUCUCUUCAAGCAAAGAUUUUAAAUGUGUAAACCUACGCAAUUCAGUAACUGUUUAUUGAUUAUCAAUUUAAGCUUAUUACAAGUAAUAAAAGUGCGGUGGUCACAAGGUUAGCUAAUGGUCAACGACGUCUAGGGAAUGAAAUAUAGCCUAAUCUUAGAGUGGGUUUACUAUAGAUACCUUACCGUACGUUUAGCACAAUACAUUUAUUUGUCACAUUCAAUAUAUUUCGUUUAUAAUCGUCUUGUCAUUAUUUUAAGUUGUAUAAAGAUGUAUUUGACAUAGUUAGCUGUAAUUUUAGGUGAAUAUUUUCGAUUGUAGCGUAGGCAAGGGAGGGUGCGUACUUUUGUAUGAAACCACAUUGUAUUUUAUGUUUCAUUUGAAUCUCAGCGGCGGACGCGUAACUACAACUUGGUAUUCUUUCAAAUGAAAAAAUAAAUGUUUCAUCACUAA
This is a messenger RNA of Plutella xylostella (diamondback moth), 6722 nucleotides long. Its product is annotated as SH3 and multiple ankyrin repeat domains prosap. Lineage: Eukaryota; Metazoa; Arthropoda; Insecta; Lepidoptera; Plutellidae. The record is from RefSeq and is a predicted model, not a curated record. Gene Ontology annotation, cellular component: postsynaptic membrane; dendritic spine; postsynaptic density. Gene Ontology annotation, molecular function: ionotropic glutamate receptor binding; synaptic receptor adaptor activity.